Messenger RNA from Cicer arietinum (chickpea), 1620 nucleotides. Its product is annotated as protein STRICTOSIDINE SYNTHASE-LIKE 3-like. Lineage: Eukaryota; Viridiplantae; Streptophyta; Magnoliopsida; Fabales; Fabaceae. The record is from RefSeq and is a predicted model, not a curated record. Gene Ontology annotation, cellular component: endomembrane system. Gene Ontology annotation, molecular function: hydrolase activity.
CAGAUAACACAAUGCGUCACCUACCCACUUUAUCAGUUUCACAAUUUUCUACUGUGCUAUUAAAAUAUUGAAAAUAUCGAAACCUAACAAACACGUUCUUCUUCAUUAUUAUUAUUAUUACUAUACUCACGCACUCCAAUUUUGAACGUACCACCAUUUUUUUAACCUCAACAUUCACACAAACACAUACUAUGCUUCACGCUUUCGUUUUCUCUCUUUCAAACAAGAUGUCUCUUGCUCGAGGCACUGCUGUUGUUUUCCUCUUAUUUGCUCUAUACUGCGGUUUGGACCCAUUUGAACACAGUCCAAUUGCGAAAUUUCCUGAUUUUGAGGCCAAGAAGGUUGACAUACCACCAUGGUCUGAGGUUCCUAAUGACACUGACAAACAAAACUUGCUGCAGAAUUCUGAGAUUAAGUUUUUGAACCAAGUUCAAGGACCUGAGAGUAUUGUUUUUGAUCCUCUUGGUCGUGGUCCUUAUACUGGUCUUGCUGAUGGUAGGAUCUUGUUUUGGAAUGGACAAUCUUGGUUUGAUUUUGCUUACACCUCGCCCAAUAGGUCACUAUGCACUCCCAUUGAAGCUGCAACACCAUUUAGUUAUGUGAAGACUGAACACAUCUGUGGAAGGCCUUUAGGACUCAGAUUUGACAAGAAAACUGGUGAAUUGUACAUAGCAGAUGCAUAUCUUGGGCUCAUGAAGGUGGGACCCGAAGGUGGUUUAGCAACAUCGCUUGCAACCGAGGCUGAAGGCGUGCCUCUGAGAUUUACUAAUGAUGUUGAUGUUGAUACUGAAGGAAAUGUUUAUUUUACAGAAAGCAGUACUAUUUACCAGAGGAGGAAUUUCAUUCAGCUGGUAUUUUCUGGAGAUGAUUCUGGAAAGGUUUUGAAAUACAACCCUACAACAAAGGAAACCACUGUUCUUGUGAGGAAUGUUCAAUUCCCAAAUGGUAUUUCCUUAAGCAAAGAUGGCUCCUUCUUUGUUUUUUGCGAAGGGGCUAUUGGCAGGCUACGUAAAUAUUGGCUAAAAGGCGAAAAAGCUGGAACUUCAGAGAUCUUAGCCAUUCUACCUGGAUAUCCUGAUAACGUACGAGUGAACGAAAAUGGCGAUUUUUGGGUGGCUCUUCAUUGUCGACGAUAUAUGUAUGCGUACCUUAAUGGUUUGUAUCCAAGGAUAAGGAAAGCUAUACUCAAGCUUCCUAUACCAACAAAAAUUCAAUACUUGUUUCAAAUAGGAGGCAAGCAACGUGGUGUGAUUGUGAAGUAUAGUCCUGAAGGUAAAUUGUUGCAGAUAUUGGAGGAUAGUGAGGGAAAAGUUGUUAGAGCAGUGAGUGAAGUUGAGGAGAAAGAUGGUCAACUUUGGAUAGGAAGUGUUCUUAUGCCUUUUAUUGCAGUUUAUAAAUUAUAACUUGACAUGAAGUAUAUUACACUCUCCCUUUCCUACCUUCAAUCCUCUAUCACAAGUUUAUUGCUUCAAUAAUGUAAGUUCGUAAUGGAAUAGAAAUUCUGAGAUGAGAUUUGAUGCUAUAUUGCCUUUUGUGGUUACCGGCAUGUGCAAUCAUUAUCAAUUAAUGGAUUGUUGGUCAUUUUGAUUACUUAUAAUGGAUUGUAGAUUACCCUGUCAU